Saccostrea cuccullata (small rock oyster) is the source of this 807-nucleotide messenger RNA. RefSeq names its product exocyst complex component 1-like. The coding region runs from base 122 to 526 and encodes 134 amino acids. The record is from RefSeq and is a predicted model, not a curated record. Lineage: Eukaryota; Metazoa; Mollusca; Bivalvia; Ostreida; Ostreidae. The transcript has 3 exons.
GUAUAAUAUGAAACAGGAAGAAAAUAAAUUUAUACGUAUGGAAAACAUGCCUAUUUUAAGUCGAAGUUAUUCAAAUUUCUAACAUCGGCCAUUGAUUAGCAGCGAAAAAACAAGAUAGAGAAUGGAUGUACCAUUUAAAAACACAAAAAAGGUUUAUAUAAAAAAUACACAUGCAAGUAAAACCGAAAGAAACCAGAAAAUAAAACGAAAGUUUAUCACAAGCGAAAGUAGCGAUACCAGCAAAGUCAACGAUGACAGAUCAGACACUCCAUCCAGCAGAAAACGAAAAAAGGUAAAGACAGAUGACAAGGAAAGGGAAGAUUAUCUACCUAAAAGGACACAGAAAAAUGAUGUCAAAUUUGACGAUACUAAGAUUCAACCUUUCUUGACGGCGAAUAACAAAAGGCCAAUAAGAUAUGCUGCUAUUGCUGGUAGCGAUCAUAUUAUUCUAAGUACAAUCAUUAAAACACAACCAAAAAUUGAAAGUCCACCACCUGCACCACCUCCACCACCUAGUGACACGUGACAAUUAGAGACAGGAACCACCUGCUUACAUUACCAGUUUUUAUAAGUAAAAUAAAGGAUCAUACUCUUUGUUGAGAAUUUAGUGUUUAUCAAAUAUAAGUGGAUUGUAUAAUCAUUAUGAUGGUCAAAGCAUUUAUAAUGCAGUCAAAAUAAUUUUAUGUUUGAUGAAUUUGUUUUACAAAUUCCCCUUAAUGUGAAUAUGAUGUUACAAAAGCAUUGAAUUGUUCACAUCAUAUUAACAAUUUUCUGAAUUGCCUAUGAGCAGACAAUAAAUUCUUUAGA